ACUACCAAUUGAGUGAACAAAAGAGGAAUUUUGUAAAGUUGGUAGUGCUAUGCUAAUAGCAAAUUUGAUAGUCGCAAUAGCAACCCCCAAAACCAGUGUCAUUGCCAGGCCUCAUGGGCCCAUAGGGCUCUACAACCAUUUGAAGAAGAAAAAAUUACAUAUGUGGUAAAAAAAAAUUCUAAAAAAGAUAUGUAGAUUCUCUGGUGGGAGAUGACAUGAGAGCAAAUCAAGGACUUUAUAAUGAGGAUCUUAAAAUUAAAUUCUACAGCAAGCCUCUUUUAAAUUCUGAUAAUGUUUUGAUUAUCUUCUAAUUUGCCAUUAUUAGAAAGAAAUAUUUUCCUAAUCUUAUUAAAUUGCAAAAAUAUGUUUAUAGACUUGCCAUUACACCCUUCAUUUAUAUUCAUUAAAGAAGAUCGAUCCAUUCUCUUCUUAUAAAGAAAGUUGUGACCAAAGGCAAAACAAAUAGCAAUCUUCCCCUUUUCGGCGUUGGUUACAUUUUACUUACCUAUUUUAGCAUACAAUCUUCCAUAGGAGGCAAAUCAAUUCAAUUCCAUGGUUAUGCUUCGACAGGGCAUGCAACAUGUUCGAAAUUACUACAACUCGGAGCCUCAAAUGAUGAGAAGUAGCUUUUCUCAGCCAUUCAUCUCUAGAACAUACAAAACCAGUUUCUUGAAGCCAAAAUCAAAGGCAGAGAUCAAAGUAUUGGCUGCUAAGAAACACAGUGAAGCAGAAAAGAGACGUAGAAUGAGAAUCAAUGGUCAAUAUGAAACCCUCCGAAAUAUCCUCCCCAACAUAAUCAAAAAGGACAAGGCAUCAGUAUUGGCAGAGACUAUAAAGCAAGUGAAGGAGCUGAAGAAAAAGGUGUCAAAACUGGAACAAGAUAGUUCUACUAAUCCAUCAAAGGAUGUUGUUAAGUUUCCUAGUGGGGCAGAAAAGUUGCGUUUGGAAAGAUGUAACAUUGAGGAGGGCCUAGUGAAGGCCACAUUGAGUUGUGAGGAUCGUCCAGAAUUGAUGCAAUUAAUAUCAAAGGCAGUAGGGUCAGCCAACACAAAAUUGGUAAAGGCUGAGAUAGUGAGUGUGGGAGGGAGAACCAGAAGUGUGUUGUGGGUGCAAGGUCUUGGAAAUGAUGGUAUGGGGAUGCUCAAGAGCCAUUUGAGGACUGCAUUGCACAAGCCGCGUUCUUUUCAGUAACUGUUUAGUGUUCUUGAUUCUGACUUCUAAUGAUGGAGGAAUGUUGACACAGUUAGGAGCUAUAACGAUAAGGGCUAAUGACAAGAAGAUUUUUCUAGUUUUGAGGAUUAUAGAAUAAUGAUGACUUUAGGAGCUUUGUAGAGCCCAUGGCUUUCUCACAUUCUAGGAUUACUGUAUCUCCUUUUGCAAGCAAAAUUUAGCUUUUACUUUAUAGUUUGUAUAUGAAUAUCAUGUUCGACUCUACAUAUAAAGAAUAUAAUGACUUGACGGGUUAACAUGUAAUGUGUGUUUGAUUAUGGAUAUGGAAGCUUCCAGUUAUUAAUGUAUUC
Messenger RNA from Glycine soja, 1520 nucleotides. Its product is annotated as transcription factor bHLH131-like. The coding region runs from base 553 to 1191 and encodes 212 amino acids. NCBI's taxonomy places the organism in Eukaryota, Viridiplantae, Streptophyta, Magnoliopsida, Fabales, Fabaceae. The record is from RefSeq and is a predicted model, not a curated record. Gene Ontology annotation, molecular function: protein dimerization activity; DNA-binding transcription factor activity. Gene Ontology annotation, biological process: regulation of DNA-templated transcription. The transcript is spliced from 3 exons.